This is a messenger RNA of Myotis lucifugus (little brown bat), 1582 nucleotides long. It is a transcript of the gene SLC71A1, whose product is annotated as major facilitator superfamily domain containing 14A. Gene Ontology annotation, molecular function: transmembrane transporter activity. Gene Ontology annotation, biological process: transmembrane transport. Gene Ontology annotation, cellular component: membrane. Lineage: Eukaryota; Metazoa; Chordata; Mammalia; Chiroptera; Vespertilionidae. The transcript has 11 exons. Bases 133 to 1389 code for a protein of 418 amino acids. The record is from RefSeq and is a predicted model, not a curated record.
CCUCAAGGAAUAGGCUCCCCCAGUGUGUACCACGCCGUCAUCGUCAUCUUUUUGGAGUUUUUUGCUUGGGGAUUACUGACGGCACCCACGUUGGUGGUGUUACAUGAAACCUUCCCUAAACAUACGUUUCUGAUGAAUGGCCUGAUUCAAGGAGUCAAGGGUCUGCUGUCCUUCCUCAGCGCCCCGCUCAUUGGUGCUCUUUCUGACGUCUGGGGCCGGAAGUCCUUCUUGCUGCUGACAGUGUUUUUCACCUGCGCCCCGAUCCCUUUAAUGAAGAUCAGCCCGUGGUGGUACUUUGCCGUCAUCUCUGUGUCUGGGGUGUUCGCAGUGACGUUCUCCGUGGUGUUCGCAUACGUGGCGGACAUAACCCAAGAGCAUGAAAGAAGCAUGGCCUAUGGACAGGUCUCCGCCACGUUCGCCGCGAGCUUGGUGAUCAGCCCUGCCAUCGGCGCAUACCUGGGCCGGGUGUAUGGGGACAGCCUGGUGGUGGUCCUGGCGACGGCGAUCGCGCUGCUGGACAUUUGCUUCAUCCUGGUGGCUGUGCCCGAGUCUCUGCCUGAGAAGAUGCGGCCCGCAUCCUGGGGGGCACCCAUCUCCUGGGAGCAGGCCGACCCCUUCGCGUCCCUGAAGAAGGUGGGCCAGGACUCCAUCGUGCUGCUCAUCUGCAUCACCGUGUUCCUCUCCUACCUCCCGGAGGCGGGCCAGUACUCCAGCUUCUUCCUGUACCUCAGGCAGAUAAUGAAGUUUUCACCAGAAAGUGUGGCGGCCUUUAUCGCGGUCCUCGGCAUCCUCUCCAUCAUUGCACAGACCAUAGUCUUGAGUUUACUCAUGAGAUCCAUUGGAAAUAAGAACACCAUUUUGUUGGGCCUGGGAUUUCAGAUCUUACAGCUGGCGUGGUAUGGCUUCGGUUCAGAACCUUGGAUGAUGUGGGCCGCAGGGGCCGUGGCCGCCAUGUCCAGUAUCACCUUUCCUGCCGUCAGCGCGCUCGUGUCCCGAACUGCUGAUGCCGACCAACAAGGUGUCGUUCAAGGGAUGAUAACAGGCAUUCGGGGGCUGUGCAACGGUCUGGGACCAGCUCUCUACGGGUUCAUUUUCUACAUAUUCCACGUGGAACUGAAAGAGCUGCCAAUGACAGGAACGGACUUGGGGACAAACACCAGCCCACAGCACCACUUUGAACAGAACUCCAUCAUCCCCGGCCCGCCCUUCCUCUUUGGAGCCUGUUCGGUGCUGCUGGCUCUGCUGGUGGCCUUGUUUAUCCCGGAACACACCAACCUAAGCCUGCGGUCCAGCAGCUGGAGGAAGCACUGCGGCGGCCACAGCCACCCUCACAGCACACAGGCGCCAGGAGAAGCCAAAGAACCCUUACUCCAGGACACGAACGUGUGAGCGAGCGGCCGCGGCCAGGGAGCCUUCUCCAGCUGCACCAGGCUGACUGCGCCUGAGUGCUGAUGUACAUUCCACGUCACCUCCACACUCUAAGGGUGUCUUAAGGAACGGAUCUGCAUGGACUCCUGGACAGUUUUCCAAAGAUGUUACAAUUUCUUUUGAAAAGAAACCUUUUGUUUAACCGCACCACUUC